AUGACAGCUACGUCAGAAGGAGAUGUGGCUGUCAGACUCCUGGACUUCCGGAUGUGCACCACAGGUUCAGCAGUUGUGUACAGCUUGCAGCUGAGCAAUGGCAAAGAGUGCUGGGUGGUGGCCCGACGGUACAGUGAGUUUCUCAGAUGCCACGUCAAGCUGCUGGAGCUUUUUGACCGCAAGCAGCUUCCGCCGUUUCCUCCCAAGGAGCCCUUCUGGCAAAAAGUCUUUGGGGGAGAUGAUGCGCGGAGCGACUGGAUGGAAGAGCGCUAUGGCAAGCUUUUCGGAUAUCUUGUGGGCCUGUUGGACAUGGAAGGAGUGCUCCACAGCGAGGCCCUGCUGGAUUUUCUCAAUGCUCCUCGCGCUCGCAGAUCCCGGCACCGAGAACUCGAUGCCACUACUUCCGCGGCCAUCGCAAUCAUUUGCAGCGUUCGAGUGCGCCUCACUGGUGAUCCUGGUGGCGUUGAGGUUGUGAUACGUGCCGAUGCGCCCGCGCGAUGCUCUGUGCGACUGGCACUCCGACCUUUUCAAGCUGAUGAGCAGCUAGAAGAUGUGCCACAUCCAACUCAACCGAGCUUGGAGUCCACUGAUCAACCCUGGGAGAGGCUACUGGAGCUGGACUUGGACCCAUCGAAGAGUCAAGAGCUCACACACCGGUUUGAUUUGGACCCUGGAUCGCUAUGGCAGGUUGCCGCCGUCGGUGUUGCUCAAGAUGGCACCACUGGAAAUCCGGUGUGCAUCCAGAUACGUGCGCCGACUGAAGCUGAUUUGGAGUCCGUGCCUAAGGCGACUUUUGCACACGGACCGCCUACGGGAGAAGCGGAAGAGACAGGGGGAGUUGACAUCGCAGUGUUCAGCGAUGGAGGCGCUGAAAAGCUUUCAGACAACGAAGACAGCAUCAGCCCAGGGGAGGAGGAGUUGGAUGAAGUCGAUGAACACACAGCAGAUGGGCAGACACUUUCGAUGCGAAGAAGAAAGCGAAGUCUCAUCUCACCUGCCCACAAGGUUAUCUCUUUUCAAGGCAGCGUAGCCCUGGAGUAUGCAAGAAAAAUCGAAGAGAAGCAACGUCUCGCAGCAGAGAAGACACCACAUCGCUGGGAAGAACGAGAUGGGCAGAGGCGAUCUGUGCCGGUCGAUCGGCUGGAGACGAAGUCCGCAUCGGGGGCUGCUGAGCGACUCCACUACGGAACCGUGGAGGUAUUGGACCAUUCCAUACAAGCACACCAAGAGCAGCAACUGAGAGAGGACGAGCUGAGAGUGGCUGCGUGGAUCCACGCGGUCACCGGAGAUCCAGGGGCCGGGCGUGCAUCGGUUGGAAGCGGGUCCCUGCAGGACGCAUUGCAGUCUGGUGAGGUCUUGUGCGACCUGAUCAAUGCCAUUUGGCCAGGGCGCAUCGUGGGGAUCGCCAGAGGUUCUGCGACUCGCAUGCUGUUCAGACGGGUGGCAAACAUCACGCAAUUCGUCCAGGCGUGCACAAAAGAAGGCAUGGCCAACAGCGUUUUUGUCCCCGGAGACCUGGCCGAGGGCAAGAACUUCAGAAGUGUGCUUCGAUGCUUGUGCGCAUUGGCUCAUCAGGUUCCAGACAGCUACGAGGGCCCGCGCCUGGCGACGCAGUCCACAGGGGCCAUCCUGGGUGAACUCGAGCGCACGGGCGACCGUCUCAGAUACUGCCUGUUGAAAGGCACAGGUCCUCCCGAAGGUUGGAUCAGCUUCAAGGUUGCUGGUAAAGACUUGGUCCAGCCUGCAUCCGCCUUGCUCGGACCGUCGCUCGAAGAACCCUGGCCAGAGAACGUGCAACCCCUGGUGCCUGAAAGCAAACCAUUUCCUGCACCGAAGGGCCGAUGUUUUGGGAAAGACGGGAAGAUGAAGAUGCUGUAUUUGCACGGCGGAGGUGUCAGCAAGACGGUUGCACAAAUGCAGCUGAACAGCACCUUCAAGGAAUUUCCUGGCAAGAAGCAGCUGGAGUGGACGAUCUGGACUGGGCCACACGCUGUACCGCUUGGGUGGAACGGAGACUUUUCCUUGAAGCCAUUCGGUCCGAACUUUACCGUUUACUUCGAGCGCCUUCCGUUUGCAAACUGUCAGUGGGAGACGUGGGAGGGCUUUGAGAAGACGUUGGCCGAGUUCAAGAAGUUCCUCAAGGAGAAUGGGCCAUUUGACGGGGCAAUGGGUUUCGACAUGGGCGGUGAGUUCUUGGUCCACGUUGCCGGCUUGGCCACUGAGGGAGAUCCCGACCUGAAGGAGGCCUUCCGCUUCCUCAUGCUCUUCACCACCACAGCUCCGAAGCACCUGUCCCCUAUGGGCAAAGCUCGCAUCAAAGCACCUUUGCAAAUACCGACCAUCUGCAGCUGGAGCAAUUCUGACGAAAACCACCCGUACAUGGAAUAUGAAGAGCUUCCGCUGUUUAUCCAUCGGGACUUCAGGGAAGUGAUUGUGCAUCAUGAUGGGCACAAGCCACCCCUUCUGAAGAAAGAGCAAACAGUUUUCUGGCGCUUCGCACGAUUUCUGGAUGCUAUGGAGAAGGGAUGGACCUUCACCCCAACAGACCACGAAGACAACGCACUUCGAGCGAAGCUUUGGCUGCCUAUGCUGCGAUCAGGGCCAUGCCCUCCCAAGACAGGCAAGAGGCGUUUGCUGGUCGUACCAGACCCCGUCGGCAUGGGAGACCUCCCGAAGACCAUGGAAGCACUGCAGGCCAUGCAAGCCAGAGGUGAGCCUCUCGAAAGCAAGGGUGAGCCCUUCGUCAGUGGCGGCACACCUCCCAAGCCGCUUCAGCGACUGGAACUUCUGGCAAAAGUCUGCCAAGCAUCACCUGAGAUCUUUCAGAAGGCUGCUGCUGCUUCCGACCUGGAAGUUCAGCAUGUAAGCAUCUCUGAAGAGCAGUCGAAGAUCAAAUGGCAUUGCGACAUGACCGACGUUCCUUCGCGACAAUUGCUCAGCAAGGACAUCAUCAAUGAUGAGCAACGCAACUCUGAUGUCCAAGACCUGGCCAGAAAGUUCUUGGAGGCCACGAAGGAGGUCGGAGAUGCACCUUUGGCUCUCGUUGGACUUGGCACCGGAGCUUUCAUUGCAUUUGCCAUCGCUCGGGAGCUCGUCGCAGCCGGCACCCAGCCCUUGGGCCUGUGGCUGGUGGAUCCGAGUGUCCAGUUCAUGUGCUUGUUGAUCGCGAUUCGACCUAUGGCCCACCAUGGAGAUACGAGGCUCUUGUCGCUCUUUGCCUUGAUGAUGUUGGCCGCGCCGUUCGACAUCCUUGCCGAGGAGACUCGUGAGUUCUUCAAGACUGCCGCCCUGGCCGUCCCACCUCCUCCGUCACUGUUGAAGGCGCAGGGUUCGCCCCACAUUCAGGAACUGGGACGAGAACAUGCAGAAGGUCGGCAGGAAGGAAACCAUGAUGAAGAGGAAACAAAGAACUCUGCGAGUGAGUCAUUGUUGGCUUUCCUUCUGGAGGAGUUGCAGUCGCUGGCGCUUGCGAGUGGACAUGGAGCCCAGAAGACGCAUGAUGGCGCGCAUCCUGCCAGACUGUUAGCAAGGUAUGCUGGCCUUCUGCCCCAACAAGGCAGCGCGUCCAAAAGGUGUGUGCCUGCAGCGGUGCUAGACCCGAUCCUCAGGCACCUCGGCGUGGUUUUGCAAGACUCCGCCCAUUCUUUGUCAUUCACGGACCUGGCUGUGGCAUUGGAAACUCUCGCGGAUGCCGGCAUUCGACCACGUAGCGUCUUGGAGGCACUGAUGUCUGCAGCAGAGGCCUGCGAAUUUCCCACUGUUGAAGAUGGUGCCGCAACAUCUGUUGCUGCUUUGCUGCACGGUUGGCGGGCUUCAGGGCGGCCGCUGACCCCAACCCUGCGGGAACGCCUCAAAGCCUUCCUUUCCGAGCAUGAGGCUCGAGGAUUCUCUUUGUCUUCAUUGGGCAGUCGGCCCUUCCGAGUUGCAGCGCGCAUGCUGGCAGCUACAGAUGCAGGCUUCGUGCGUGACGAGGGGCGAUCACUCUACAGUCUUCUGCGGCUGCUGGGGGAGGUGGCCGAGCACGGACAUCACCACGAUGACCUCUUCACUUUGCUGGUUGCAUUGCAGCAAGUGGAAGCAGGUGAUGUGACUCUGUCCGAGCUGCUGACCCGAGCUAAGGUGAUUCUACAGGUCAUGAUCUGUCGGAGCACCCCGCUUCGCAUGCAACCUGCUCGUCUAGUUGAAGUGCUAGAGAUGCUGGCAAGCUCUGGUGAGUGGAGUGCAGAGCUGCUUGCAGCUGUUGCAGAGGAAGUCGUGUCAAACUCGCAGGCUUUGGGUCCGGCCGGUAUCGCAUCAGCUCUCCAUGCAUUGUCAAGGCAGAAGGAGUUGGUCUGCAUGACUGUGGAAGAAGGCCGUUGCAAAUGA
Symbiodinium natans is the source of this 4365-nucleotide messenger RNA. The record is from the annotation of a GenBank genome assembly. Lineage: Eukaryota; Dinophyceae; Suessiales; Symbiodiniaceae.